Messenger RNA from Drosophila willistoni, 1729 nucleotides. RefSeq names its product cytosolic non-specific dipeptidase. The transcript is spliced from 2 exons. Bases 79 to 1611 code for a protein of 510 amino acids. The record is from RefSeq and is a predicted model, not a curated record. Lineage: Eukaryota; Metazoa; Arthropoda; Insecta; Diptera; Drosophilidae. Gene Ontology annotation, molecular function: peptidase activity. Gene Ontology annotation, biological process: proteolysis.
UUACAAAACUGUCGACUUAAACGUCAAAAAUUUUAAGUUAAAGAACAUUGAAAAUAGGUUUUUAAAGUAAUAACCAAAAUGGGAGACUCCAGUUAUUCAUUGCCAACUUUUCAUACAUUGUUGCCGCGAGGAUAUAAAAAAUUUAAACUUAGUCCAAACAGUCCAUUGAAUCGCAUUUUGCAAAUAAUUUUAAUGAAACGUGAAUGCUAUAUCAAUGAUUUAUGGGAAUUGGUGGGUUUCGAGACAGUUUCCACAUGCCCAGAGAAACGAAAGGAGAUCGAAAGGGCCAUUGAUUGGAUGCUAAAACGAUUGGUGGAUUUGGAUGUUGUGGCCUUUGGUGAGCAUAUGGGAAUGCAGAUAAUGACAGAUUCCUUUCACACAGUAAAAAUGCCAAGAGUUAUUAUUGGUGUCUUCGUGCCUAGUCCAAAAAAACCAACCAUAUUGAUCUACGGCAACUUGGAUGUAGAGGAGGCCGUUGCCGAGGAGGGCUGGGGUACCAAUCCGUUUGUGAUGACCGAAUUGGGUGACUUUAUGUACGGACGAGGUGUGGCCUUGGACAAAGGUCCACUAAUGUGCUGGAUGAAUGCCCUGCAAUCGUACAAAGAUGCUGGCCUACGUUUGCCUGUUAAUUUGGUCUUCCUCAUCGAAAGUAUGGCCCAUAGCAAUAGCUUAGGCUUGGAGACGGUUUUGAGGCAACGUAUAAGUUUUUUCCGUGAAGUAUCCUGUGUGGUAAUGGCCACGCGCCGCUGGCAAAGUGACCUUAAGCCGUGCAUUGUAUACGGUUCACGGGGAUUGGUCUACUAUCACUUGGAGGUUCAGUGUGCCAAGAAGGAUUUAAGCAGUUGUGAGCAUGGUGGCACCAUAUAUGAAGCCCUACCCGAUCUCAUGUAUCUUCUUAGCUCUUUGGUUAACUCGCAAAUGCAAAUACUCGUUGAGGGAGCUACCGAUGCCUACGCCCUGGACUCAAAUAUUGUGCGCUGUACUGAAUUCGAUUAUAUUGAGUUCGGUCAGAAUCUUCAUGUGAAGAGUCUGCCGAAUAGUAGACAAAAGAAUACGGCUCUAAAUAAUAACUGGGCAUUGACACAUCUCUCCAUACAUGGCAUUGAGGGUGCCAAUGCGGAGCAUGAUGUACGUUUCAUAAUACCGCACAAGGUGAUUGGAAAGUUUUCCGUUUCUUUGGCCCCCAAUCAGCGGGCUAGUGAUGUGACUCAUGCUUUACAAAAGCAUUUGGGUAAUGCUUGGACAGAUCGUGGGUCACCAAAUAAGAUGCAAUUAUGCGAAAAAUUUAUUAUACCCUCGUGGCAUGGAGAUUGUAAUACACCUGAAUAUCAGGCAGCGACUCGAGCCAUACAGCAAACUUACAAUGCGACACCAAAUUUUAUACGUGAUGGCGGCUCUAUGUUGGCGCCAUCGAUCUUUCAAGAGGUUCUUGGCAAAAAUGUCCUUGUACUGCCAAUUACCGAGAAUGAUAAUGGUGGAUGUCCGAUUAAUGAGCGACUUACGGUGAUGAACUAUAUCAAGGGUACUCAGUUGAUGGCAAACUUUCUGUGGGAAUUCUCACAUCCCUCACAGGAAAGCGAGGUGACACCGGAAUGUGUGCCACAUGUCUGAGUUUCCUUGAUUUAGUCCCAGUCGAAGCAAUCGCCACGAAGUAGUCUCAAAACUGCUUUGUUCUAUACCGUCAACACUAAACACUCACGUCAGCCAAUAAAUCCACUUCAGUUCACAA